Messenger RNA from Metarhizium brunneum ARSEF 3297, 822 nucleotides. RefSeq names its product 26S proteasome regulatory subunit RPN12 (gene RPN12). Gene Ontology annotation, biological process: proteasome-mediated ubiquitin-dependent protein catabolic process. NCBI's taxonomy places the organism in Eukaryota, Fungi, Ascomycota, Sordariomycetes, Hypocreales, Clavicipitaceae. The record is from RefSeq and is a predicted model, not a curated record. Gene Ontology annotation, cellular component: proteasome regulatory particle; cytosol; proteasome regulatory particle, lid subcomplex.
AUGGCCGAACGCAAUGUCUCUCAGAUUCUCGGGCAGCUCAAGCAUUCUCCGUCCAUGAGCUAUCCUGAAGCAAAUGCGCUUCUUUCCAAGGCCAAACUCGCCCUUCUGAGUCUAAAUGCCCUCACCCCCAGCCAGUCGACGUCGCCUCAACUUCUGGCCCUCGCUCGCGAGACCUUUGAACAAGGCGCCCUCUUCGCCAUCAGAGCACGCAACCCAGAAGCCUUCACGCGUUAUGUGCAACAACUUCAGCCUUUCUAUGAGCUCCCCUCAGCGACUCUCCCACCGAACUUACCCGAACGAAAUAAAGUGACUGGAUUGAGCCUCCUUCUUCUCUUAACGCAAGGUCGCUAUGCCGAAUUUCACUCGGAGCUUGAAGGCCUUGCCAAUCGCGAUGGGGGUGGCAGUUCCGGAGAUGUGGAAGGCGACCGGUACCUCGGAUACCCUAUCCGACUGGAAAGAUGGCUGAUGGAGGGCAGCUAUGACCGAGUAUGGAAGGCAAUGAAGAGCAGUGAAGUGCCAUGCGACGAAUACGGCGUCUUCUCAGAGAUUUUGAAGAACCAGAUCAGGUCUGAAAUCGCAAGCAGCAGUGAGCGCGCGUAUCCAAGUCUGCCGAUUAGCUCCACCAAAUCUCUACUAUUCCUGGACUCCGAGGGUGAUGUGAUUCAAUUUGCCAAGUACAGAGGCUGGGUGGUCAGAGAUGGGCACAUAUACUUCCCAGAUGCAGCAGACUCCAGUGAGGACAGCGGCCAGAGCAAGGACAUCAGCCAGGUGAUCAUAGAAAACACGCUAGGAUAUGCUCGGGAAUUAGAGACUAUUGUGUAA